Molecule: messenger RNA, 579 nt
Organism: Necator americanus (New World hookworm)
Lineage: Eukaryota; Metazoa; Nematoda; Chromadorea; Rhabditida; Ancylostomatidae
Exons: 1
Coding region: 1-579 (192 amino acids)
Source: RefSeq, a predicted model, not a curated record
AUGCGAAAGUUGGAAAGGGGCCACAUGGGCGUGGAGGCUGAUGGUCGGCAGCUACACCAUUUACGCUUUGCUGAUGACAUCGUACUGAUAACACCUAGCAUCAGCCAAGCAGAACCAAUGCUGACCGAAUUCGAAGAAACAUGUGGAUACAUCGGUCUUCGGCUGAAUCUGCAAAAGACGAUGUUCAUGCGCAACGGAUGGGUCUCAGAUGCCCUAUUCACGCUCAACGGAACGAACAUACCGAAAUACCAUAAAGAGGGGCAUGACGGGUCGCAUGGCGUCGAUUUGUGCGUAGACGCCACAAUGCGAAUAAAAUGGCGUGAAACGGGCCCAUGUUGCCCAAAUCACACCAGCUACGUUUAUCCGGGUCGGGAAUUGAACAUGAUGAACGACCUGACCCCCGAGCAGGACAGGGGGAGACGAGCGGCUUGGGGAGCGUAUAAGAGCAUCGAGGAUGUAGUGAAGAAGACCAGGAAUACCCGGCUCCGUACUCACCCCUUCAACACCACCUGUUUUGACUUAUGCUUCGGAAACCUGGGCAUCUCGCAAGCAGGAAGAAAACGCGUUGAGCGUCAUUGA